This is a messenger RNA of Tachyglossus aculeatus (Australian echidna), 4433 nucleotides long. RefSeq names its product short transient receptor potential channel 2 (gene XNDC1N). Gene Ontology annotation, biological process: regulation of cytosolic calcium ion concentration; calcium ion transmembrane transport; manganese ion transport. NCBI's taxonomy places the organism in Eukaryota, Metazoa, Chordata, Mammalia, Monotremata, Tachyglossidae. The record is from RefSeq and is a predicted model, not a curated record. Gene Ontology annotation, molecular function: store-operated calcium channel activity; damaged DNA binding; inositol 1,4,5 trisphosphate binding. Gene Ontology annotation, cellular component: cation channel complex; nucleus; membrane.
GGCGGCGGCCGGGGUGAAGGCGUGGUGGGUCCGGCUCUGGAGGUCGGCACGGGAACCGGGCGCACGCUCCGCCUGGACCCGCCGCCAUGGCUCCGGUGAGAAUUAGCCACGUGGUCUCUUUCACGUCUCAGGACCCCCGGCAUCCGGCCGAGAACCUGCUGGCCAUGGACAGCCCCCGGCCCUGGCUCGGCAGCCCGCAGGACCGCAGCGGGAGGCUCAGAGUGGAGCUGCAGCUCGAACGGGCCGUGCCCAUCGGCUACGUCGACGUCGGGAACUGUGGCUCCGCCUUCGUGCAGAUGGAGGUGGGCCGCUCCUGCUGGGCCCCGGACAGGCCGUACCUCACCCUCCUCCCCACCACCACCCUGAUGACCCCCGCCGACUCCAAGCUGGGCAAGAACCGCUCCGCCGUCCGCAUGUUCAAGCACGGGGACUUUCUGGCCCCCGCGGCGGGAGAGCCGUGGGACCGCGUGCGAGUGACGUGCAGCCAGCCGUUCCACCCACGCCACCAGUUCGGACUGACCUUCCUCCGCCUCCGCUCCCCGCUGGAAUGGACCCAGGAGCCCGGGGCGCCGGCCCCCGGCCAGAGCCAGGAGCCUCCUCUUCCUCCCGCCUCUUCUCCCCCUCCUCCUCAUAGCCUCCCCUGGCUCGCCAGCCCUGCCAUCCGGAAGACGUUUUUCCCCGAGCCACAGCCGAGCCCCAAGAAGGUGGUGGACCUCCAGAGCCACCUGCAGCAGCUGCGGCCCGGGACGCUGACCCGCCCGGCCCGCAUGGUGCUGGAGGCCACCCGCCGGGCCCACCUGACCCCUGCUGAGACCCCAGGGAGCUGCCGCCCAGAGGAGCCCACACCCACCACCGUGGCCGCCCCAGGAGGUGCCCCUGAGGGACAGAAGAUGGUGGCUCAGAAGAGAGGCCGAAGACAACAGCCGGGCGGGAAGAAGAAACAGAGGCUGCUGGCCCCUGGAAGAGGGAUGGCCGAGAGGGCAGAUUCAGUCAAGCGGCAGUUAGAGCCCAGAGUCUCUGCGGACCGCCGGGCCCAGCAGAGGACGGAGUGGUGCGUCAAGCCCGAGGUGGAGACCCCCCAAAACCCAGGAGACCCCAGCCCAAAGCCAGACCGCUCCAAGCCCGAGUCUGUGUCCCAUCUGUGCAGGCUCCGCCUCCUGGCCCUGGUUUUGUCCCCCUCUGUCUCUAUCCCAGUCAGAAGUACCUUUCCCGAGGACUUCCUUCCCCUCCACGCUGCCACCUGCGGAGAAGAGGACCCCUCCGUGGGCCGGAGCCUGCCCUCGCCCUCCUGGACCACCAUCUCUUCCUCCUCCUCCUCCUCCUCCUCGGACUCUGAGGACUCCACUCCCCCAGCUUGGGUGCAGUGCCCACUCUGUCAGAUCCGUUUCCCGGCUGCGGACGUGGAGAGUCACGCCAGCACGUGUGGGGAGCCGGCUCCCGCCCUGGAGAACCCCUGGACGUGGAUGGAAUAUUCUCCAAGGGAAGGCGAGCUGUGCCAAGACUGCAAGCUCAUUGGGAAUGACGGCCAGCAACAGCCGGUCAGGGAGCUGGUGGCCGGACCCCUGGCCGCAGAAGCACUAGUCCUGGGGAUCUGGAGAGGUGCUCCAGACCCUCACAACCCCCUCACCCUCCAUGUGUCCCUCUCGCACAAUCCCAACCGGAAAGUGGGAUGGGGAACGAGCCGGCCCUCUGGAUGUGGAGGUAGUGGGGAGGCCCAAUGGGGUGGCACCCCAGGGGCGGAGUGCUGCUGGGAGGAUCGAACGAAGGGGCUGGGCGCACUCGGGCAGGAGACGGCACAGGGAGCGGAGGCCCCAGCAACGUCGGCCCAGCCGACCAACUGGCAGGAGAUCGUGAACAAGAAGUUCAAGUUCCCCCCGGCCCUGCUGGGCGCCAUCCAGGAGGGCCGGCUGAGCUUGGUGCAGCACCUGCUGGAGGCGGAGGAGCCGGCGGGCCCCCCCCGGCAGCUGGACGAGGCGGAGGACCGCGCCUGGCGCGACGCCCUGAACCUGGCCAUCCGCACCGGCCAGGAGGAGAUCAUGGACGUCCUGCUGCGCCAGGUCAAGUUCGACUUCCGCCAGAUCCACGAGGCCCUGCUCGUGGCCGUGGACACCAACCAGCCGGCCGUGGUCCGGCGCCUGCUGGAACGGCUGGAGCGGGAGAAGGGCCGCAAGGUGGACACCAAGUCCUUCUCCCUGGCGUUCUUCGACACGUCCAUCGACGGCUCCCGCUUCGCGCCGGGCGUCACCCCGCUGACCCUGGCCUGCCAGAAGGACCUGUACGAGAUCGCCGCCCUGCUCAUGGCCCAGGGCCACGCCAUCGCCAGCCCCCACCCGGUCUCCUGCGCCUGCCUGGAGUGCAGCAACGGGCGCCGCUACGACCUGCUCAAGUUCUCCCUGUCUCGCAUCAACACCUACAGGGGCAUCGCCAGCCGCGCCCACCUCUCCCUGGCCAGCGAGGAUGCCAUGCUGGCUGCCUUCCAGCUCAGCCGCGAGCUACGCCACCUGGCCCGCAAGGAGCCCGAGUUCAAGCCCGAGUACAUCGCCUUGGAGCUGCUGAGCCAGGACUUCGGCUUCGAGCUGCUGGGCAUGUGUCGCAACCAGAGCGAGGUGACCGCCGUGCUCAACGACCUGGGCGAGGACAGCCAGGCUGAGGCCGAGGUGCUGGGCCAGGCCUUCGAGGAGGGCAUCCCCAACCUGGCCCGCCUUCGCCUCGCUGUCAACUACAACCAGAAACGGUUUGUGGCGCACCCCAUCUGCCAGCAGGUCCUGUCGUCCAUCUGGUGCGGGAACCUGGCCGGCUGGAGGGGCAGCACCACCGUCUGGAAGCUCUUUAUCUCCUUCGUCAUCUUUCUCACCAUGCCCUUCCUCUGCCUCGCAUACUGGCUGGCCCCCAGGUCCCGGCUGGGCCGCCUGCUGAAGAUCCCCGUGCUCAAGUUUCUGCUGCACUCGGCCUCCUACCUGUGGUUCCUCAUCUUCCUGCUGGUCGAGUCUCUGGUGAUGGAACAGCAGCACAGCACCUUUGUGGGGCGCAAUCAGAGCAUCUGGGACAACUCCCUGCACAUGAUCUGGGUGGCCGGCUUCUUCUGGUUCGAGUGCAAGGAAGUGUGGAUCGAAGGCCUGCACAGCUACCUGCUGGACUGGUGGAACCUCCUGGACGUGGUCAUCCUGUCCAUGUACCUGGCCUCCUUCGCCCUGCGUGUGCUGCUCGCCCUCUGUGCCCAUCUGCACUGCCAGGCCGAGCCCGACGGCAACGCCUGCCACUACUACACGGCCUCCAAGCGCAAAGAGUGGCACAUGGAGGACCCGCAGUUCGUGGCAGAGGUGCUGUUCGCGGUGACCAGCAUGCUCAGCUUCACCCGCCUCGCCUACAUCCUGCCCGCACACGAAUCCCUGGGGACCCUGCAGAUCUCCAUCGGCAAGAUGAUUGACGACAUGAUGCGGUUCAUGUUCAUCCUCAUGAUCAUCCUGACAGCCUUCCUGUGUGGCCUCAACAACAUCUACGUGCCCUACCAGGAGACUGAGCGGCUCGGCAACUUCAACGAGACGUUCCAGUUCCUGUUCUGGACGAUGUUUGGCAUGGAGGAGCACAGCGUGGUGGACAUGCCCCAGUUCUUGCUGCCCGAGUUCGUGGGCCGGGCCCUCUACGGUAUCUACACCAUCAUCAUGGUCAUCGUGCUGCUCAACAUGCUCAUCGCCAUGAUCACCAACUCCUUCCAGAAGAUCGAGGAUGACGCAGACGUCGAAUGGAAGUUUGCCCGCUCCAAGCUUUACCUCUCCUUCUUCCGGGAGGGGCUGACGCUGCCCGUGCCCUUCAACAUCCUGCCCACGCCCAAGUCUUGCUUCUACCUGCUCAGGAGGAUUCUCCGCUUCAUCUGCUGCUGCACUUUCAACAAGAAGCCUGAAUACCCACCCAUCCCCAGCUUCACGAACCAGUCCUUUGGAGGUGGGGUUCUGGGGCCCGGGGAGCAGCAGGGGUCCUACCGGCUACAGGUCAUCAAGGCCCUGGUACAGCGGUACGUGGAGACGGCACAGCGCGAGUUUGAGGAGGGGCGAAGGAAAGAUGUUGGAAACCGGCUGACAGAGCUGACCAAGACAGUUUCGCGGCUGCAAGCGGAGGUGGCGGCCGUGCGGCGCAGCGUGGCGGUGGGGAGUGCGCCCAAGGCCCCCGACGGCUCCAGCAUCCUCAGCCGCUACAUCCAGCGGGUCCGCAACAGCUUCCAGACCAUGGGGCCCCAGAUCCCCGAGGAGGCCGGGGAGGCCUCAGAAGACGCAGAGGAAGGGGAGGACGGGGAGGGUGAGGAAGCCUGGGCCUCCGGGAAGGAUGGAGAGACCGGGGACCGGGGUGCCCAGGAGGACGGGGAGACAGCACCCACCUCCUCCGCCCAAGUGCUCGUGCACCAGGACAACAGCACCGGUGACAAGGAGUCCUUAUGA